Nannospalax galili (Upper Galilee mountains blind mole rat) is the source of this 2941-nucleotide messenger RNA. RefSeq names its product WD repeat domain 1 (gene Wdr1). The transcript has 15 exons. Gene Ontology annotation, biological process: sarcomere organization; positive regulation of actin filament depolymerization; locomotion. NCBI's taxonomy places the organism in Eukaryota, Metazoa, Chordata, Mammalia, Rodentia, Spalacidae. Gene Ontology annotation, cellular component: cortical actin cytoskeleton. The record is from RefSeq and is a predicted model, not a curated record. Gene Ontology annotation, molecular function: actin filament binding. Bases 148 to 1968 code for a protein of 606 amino acids.
GGCGUCCGCAGCGGCAGCGCGCAGGGCAGGCGCGAGCCGGCCAGGGAGCCCCGGCCUCGGCACGCCCGGCGCCGCCUUCCGCGCAGUCCCCGGGCUCGGUCACUGCCAGGUCCCCUUCGAGCGCGGCGCGGAGACGAGUGGGCGAGGAUGCCGUACGAGAUCAAGAAGGUGUUCGCCAGCCUCCCGCAGGUGGAGAGGGGCGUCUCCAAGAUCCUCGGCGGGGACCCCAAGGGCAGCAAUUUCCUGUACACCAACGGCAAAUGCGUCAUCCUGAGGAACAUCGACAACCCCGCCAUUGCUGACAUCUACACGGAGCAUGCCCAUCAGGUGGUAGUGGCCAAGUAUGCACCCAGUGGAUUCUAUGUCGCUUCUGGAGAUGUCUCUGGGAAACUGAGGAUCUGGGAUACCACGCAGAAGGAGCACCUCUUAAAAUAUGAGUACCAGCCUUUUGCUGGGAAGAUCAAGGACAUUGCCUGGACUGAAGACAGUAAGAGGAUCGCCGUGGUCGGGGAAGGAAGGGAGAAGUUUGGUGCUGUCUUCCUGUGGGACAGCGGUUCCUCUGUGGGUGAGAUCACAGGACAUAACAAAGUCAUCAACAGCGUGGACAUCAAGCAGACCAGGCCCUACCGGCUGGCAACAGGGAGUGAUGAUAACUGUGCUGCCUUCUUUGAGGGCCCCCCAUUCAAGUUCAAGUUUACAAUCGGCGACCAUAGCCGCUUUGUCAACUGUGUGCGGUUCUCUCCUGAUGGGAACAGAUUUGCCACAGCCAGUGCUGAUGGCCAGAUAUACAUCUAUGACGGGAAGACGGGGGAGAAAAUAUGUGCCCUUGGAGGCAGCAAAGCCCAUGAUGGAGGAAUUUACGCUAUCAGUUGGAGUCCUGAUAGCACCCAUUUGCUCUCUGCCUCUGGAGACAAAACCUCUAAGAUUUGGGAUGUCAACGUCAACUCUGUGGUCAGCACGUUUCCCAUGGGCUCCAACGUUCUGGACCAGCAGCUGGGCUGCCUGUGGCAGAAGGACCACCUCCUCAGUGUCUCCCUUUCUGGAUACAUCAACUACCUGGACAAGAACAACCCCAGCAAGCCCCUGCGGGUCAUCAAGGGUCACAGUAAAUCCAUCCAAUGUCUGACGGUGCACAGAAAUGGUGGCAAGUCCUACAUCUACUCUGGAAGCCACGAUGGACAUAUUAAUUACUGGGAUUCAGAGACAGGGGAGAACGACUCCUUCUCUGGGAAAGGCCACACGAAUCAGGUGUCCAGGAUGACUGUGGAUGAGUCUGGGCAGUUGGUCAGCUGCAGCAUGGAUGAUACUGUUCGGUACACCAACCUCACACUGCGGGACUACAGUGGACAAGGAGUUGUGAAACUGGAUGUUCAGCCAAAGUGCGUCGCUGUCGGUCCUGGGGGGUAUACCGUAGUCGUGUGCAUUGGGCAGCUUGUCCUCCUGAAGGACCAGAAGAAGUGUUUCAGCAUCGACAGCCCCGGCUAUGAGCCUGAAGUUGUGGCCGUGCACCCUGGUGGGGACACAGUAGCUGUCGGAGGCACGGAUGGCAAUGUGCAUGUGUACUCCAUCCUGGGCACCACGCUGAAGGAUGAAGGCAAGCUCCUAGAGGCCAAGGGGCCCGUGACAGAUGUGGCCUAUUCCCAUGAUGGAGCCUUCCUGGCUGUGUGUGAUGCCAGCAAGGUGGUCACAGUGUUCAGCGUGGCUGACGGCUACUCGGAGAACAACGUUUUUUAUGGACACCACGCAAAAAUCGUGUGCCUGGCCUGGUCACCUGACAACGAACAUUUUGCCUCUGGCGGCAUGGAUAUGAUGGUGUACGUGUGGACGCUAAGUGACCCAGAGACCAAAGUCAAGAUCCAAGAUGCUCACCGGCUGCACCACGUCAGCAGCCUGGCCUGGCUGGACGAGCACACGUUAGUCACCACCUCCCAUGACGCUUCCGUGAAAGAGUGGACAAUCACCUACUGAGGAUGCUGACCGCUCCACGGACCGAAUCAGGGACUAGUUUAACUGCCUUGGAGCACCCUUCUCUAACUUUCUGUAACACGCCCCUUCCACCUGCCCCAGGAGGGAGCAGAGCCUGUGCAUACCCUCCCCUCUGCAGGGUGUCCAUGUCUGUACGUGUCCUUCUGAAAGCUUUAGACAGAAACAGUUUGCACAUGAGAAAUAAAGCAAGCACUUAAACAGCGUGUGGAGCGUAACUAAAAACUUACAGCCCACCAGACCUUGAGAGCAUGGAACAUUCCAGGGGCAACAGCCUCCAAAGCACAGACCCCAGCCCCUGUGGCUCUUGCUGCCUGGCAGGAAGCUGGGCAGGGCACAGACCACAGUUCCCCUUUCCUGUGCAGGACACAUCUGCCCUGGAGAGGAGGGGCUGACGGUGCGGACUGCCAUGUCAGUGUUCUGUGUAGAGCAGGUGUCUGUUUCUCAGUGUGAGUCCUGUCACGUGGCUGCCUCCAGGGAGCCACCCCGGAUUCUACCGGGACAUGUAAACCUUGAUCUUGUCAGAUUUUGUGCUUGGUUUUAAAGAAUGGAAUCAUGAUUAUUUUUUUUUUAAUGUACCUUGACUGUUGUCUGUCAUGUUCCCAAGUUGGCGCGCUGACAGUGCCAUGUCCAGAUGUGUAGAGCCCUUGCUAGCCAGGCUGAGGUGUCCUGGUCACAUCACCAUGCUUCAGUGUUUUCCUGUCUCUCCCCUUCUGGCCCCAAGAGCAGAGAUGAUGGGCAAAGCUGGUGCCACUGUAACUGGUCAUCGUUUUUCUCUUUUCUUUUUUCAGUGAAGAAAUUAAAAGUAAGUAUAAAGCAUUGUGAUUUGGAGUUUCUUUGCGUGUGUCGGAAUCACUGGUAAAUGUUGGCUGAGAACAAUCCCUCCCUUGCACUUGUGAGAACACUUUGAGCGCUUUAAAGAGAUUAGACAGAAAUAAUUAAAUAUCUUUUCUCUCGA